Molecule: messenger RNA, 1887 nt
Organism: Pocillopora verrucosa
Lineage: Eukaryota; Metazoa; Cnidaria; Anthozoa; Scleractinia; Pocilloporidae
Molecular function (GO): hydrolase activity; nucleic acid binding; metal ion binding
Source: RefSeq, a predicted model, not a curated record
AUGAAAACCGCCUUAAACCAGGUAUUCUUGAUUUUGUGGUUAAAUGCAUUCAGUGCGAAAUGUGAAGUCGAUCAAGGUUUCGGCAACUGCAUGCAAUACUUUUACAAAAGAACCCCGCCAAGUCUUACUCGGAGUUUCGCUGAAUCGCCCAAAAGCAUCUGCCAACGGUAUGACAAUGCAUACCGCUAUGCCACACUGUACAGCACCAGCUUAAAGAUUCCUGUGUAUUCAGCUUAUACCCUGCCUGAUCCUUGCUCGGGUUCUCCCGAGCCAGAGAGAAGGUCCACAUGGUUUGUCGAGCCUCAGCUUCUGGUAGCCUCUGACACCAGAUCUAAGAGAAAUAUGGAGACAGCUUCCCAGCAAACUGAACGCUACAAGACAGUACAGGCGAUAAACGCAGACUACCGUAACACGGAUUACGACCGGGGUCACCUCAAUCCAAACUUCUACCAAUGUGGAGAAGGAAGAACGGCGACUUUUACCUUGACAAACGCCGUUCCUCAAGAUCCCUGCUUCAACCAGCAGUCGUGGAGGAAAAUGGAAGAAGCCGCCAUGAGGACAAUGAGGACAAAUUGUUCUUUUUCCGGCGCUAGACGUUAUUUUGUGACGGGAAUUGUCCAGCAGAGAAUACGAAUUCCAAACAGAGAACAUGACCUGGAAGGAGACGUGGCUCACAGAGAUUUCAAUCGAGUCACCGUCCCUAGUUACCUCUGGACAGCGGUUUGCUGCGAUGCUUCAAGUUCAGGCAAUCGCGAGAAUGGUUUUUCAUUUGCUUACAUCGGAAAAAAUACUGCUGACUCUUACGUGGACAUUCUGAGCGUGAGUGAACUGGAGGCAAGACUUAUUGGUAAUGACCUUGCUCAAGAUCGCUACCAGGCGGCCAAAAUUUUUGUUGAUGACUGCAAUGAGAAUUCAGCAAAAUCAAAAACUGCACGAGCUCAAGUUGCAGUUCCUGUGAACUUACGAUUGGCAAAUGCAGCGAAUGACUUAAGCAGGGUGGAGCAAUCAACUAUUCCUCUCAAGAAACGCAAAGUCCUUCAAGGGGUGGUGGGUUUGAUACAAAACAACGGUGUAUCUGCGAAAGGUUACUCUCUUGCUCGCAUAGAGUUGGGCAUAGAUUUACCAAGAGAAGUUGACGUAUUGCAAGAGGCUAGAAAUGCAAUGUACACCAGCAGAGCUAGUUUAUUGCUGUAUAAUGCAAAGGCAUCUCUACCGCUCCUCAAUCGCGAUAAACCCGAGAUCGUUGCAAGUGACCACGAUUCUUCCAGCUUGCACCAUGUAGCUCCCAACAGACACAUCAAGAACAAGAGCAAGAAAAGGGAAUCAUCCUGGCUGACCUAUCUCAAAUUUCAGCCAAGAGAGCCCAAGUUAGAUGAGAUCGAUGACGUUAAGCGGCAACGCUCGAACGACCAAGCUACUUCACCGCCAGUAGACGAGUAUUUGAUCGUUCCAAACCUUGCAGCAGAUGAGUCUGAUGUGACAAUCCAAGGCAAGCGCUGCAUAAAUUCCACCUGUGGUUUUAACGGCAAGAAGGAGAAGUGGUGCUACACUGACUGGGCAAAAUCGACGGAGGCCAAAUGCUGUUUUACCCAAUGUAAGUUUAAUGGCGGAAAGGAUCAUCAGACUUGCCAAACAAAUAGCACCAAGUCGACCGAGACCUCGUGUUCAAUCAGAUAUUCUUCCGUCAACGUGAAAGGCCAACGCUGUUUAGCUGAACAUGAAUGCGGCCUCCAUGGGUACAGUUACUACUGGUGCUACAUUGACUUGGACAAGAACUGGGAUUAUUGCUGUCAACCCUGGCACGUUUGUGGCAUUCAUACCAACAGCUACAAAUGGUGCUAUACCGGCAAAACAAAAGAAUCGAAUUACCAAUAUUGCAGCUAUUAG